Messenger RNA from Fraxinus pennsylvanica, 501 nucleotides. The record is from the annotation of a GenBank genome assembly. NCBI's taxonomy places the organism in Eukaryota, Viridiplantae, Streptophyta, Magnoliopsida, Lamiales, Oleaceae.
AUGGAGACUGAUGGAGCUGGUGGUAGUGGAAGUGGUGCCGACAAUUGUGUUGGAGUAGGAAGUGCUGGAAGUCUAGAGCAGGAGAAAAAGACUACAUCAGAGGGAGAACAAAGGGUUAAGCGUAAAACGAAGACUCCUUAUCAGUUGGAACUUCUUGAGAAAACCUGUGCUAUGGAAACAUAUCCUCCCGAAGAGUUGAGAGCAGAGCUUUCAGUGAAAUUAGGUCUCUCUGAUCGGCAGCUACAGAUGUGGUUCUGCCAUAGAAGGAGUGCAGAUGAAAUGGCUGUUAAUAAUGCUGAGGUGGAAAAUGAACAUGGCUCUGGUCUGGGUCUGUUUGGGAAUUUGAAUUUGAUGCCCCGUCCACCACAGCAACAGAGAGUAGUUCAGAAAGUUGGGACGGCGGUGCCAAGGAUAACGGCAGAAAUGCCUGUGAUGAGGAGGUUCUAUGAACCACCUCUAGCAAUAUCUGAGCAGAGGGCAAUAGCAUUUGUGGAGGCAUAG